AUGACCAGUGGCGCGGCGGCCUGCGCUAGCGAUGCGCGGCUGCUGCCGGGCCUGGACGUGCUGCGGCCCGCGCCCGCGCUGCUGGCCCCCGCCGUGCUGCUGGGCGCCGCUCUGGGCCUCGGCCUCGGUCUAUGGCUCGGCUGCCGCGCGGGCCGCCUGCGCCUGCGACACCAGAAAGAUGACACUCAGCGUCUGUUAAAGAACUUGGAGCCUCACGCACUGAGCCCCACGGAGACCGGCUCCCCAUCCAGGAGGAGGAAGAGAGACCUGCUGCCCUCGAGGGACGCAGAGGCCCCGGAGGAAGAUGAACCAUCUUUCAACAGCAACAUCACAGCAUUUGCCAUGAAGGCCAAAGUCAUCUACCCCAUCAAUCAGAAGUUCCGGCCCCUGGCCGAUGGCUCCUCCAACCCGUCCCUGCACGAGCACCUGAAGCAGGCGGUCCUGCCGCACCAGCCCGUGGAGGCCUCCCCGGCCAGCAGCCUGGGCAGCCUGAGCCAGGCCGAGAAGGACAACGGCAGCUCCUCGUCCAGCAUCCCCUCGGCCGCCAGCGAGGACAGGUUCCUCGGCCGCACCUUCCUGCGGGUGAGCAGCUUCCUGGAGGUGCUGGCCUGCGAGAGUGCAGACAUUGACCUGUGUGUCUACAGCCUUCACUUAAAAGACCUGCGGAGUUUGGACAUGGCGCUGAGGCAGGAGAAGCACAUGAUGUUUAUUCAGGUUUUUAAAAUGUGCCUCCUGGACCUUCUUCCUAAGAAAAAGGCUGAUGAUGAAUUAUAUCAGAAGAUUCUGUCAAAACAAGAAGAGGAUUUGGCGGAAUUGGAGAAGGCACUUCGGGCCAAGCUGUCAAGCACAGAGACACUGGGCACCGGUGCCUCUGGGUACGCCACCCUGGCAGACGUGGAGAGGAAGGAGAGGGAGCAUGGGGAGCAGCUCCUGGGUGACAUGGAAGCUUUCUGGAAACAGAUGGAAAACAUCCAGCACUUUCUUGUGGACCAAUUUAAAUGUUCCAGCUCCAAAGUGCGGCAGCUCAUGAUGACUCUGACAGAAAGGAUGAUUGCAGCUGAAGGGCUCUUGUGCGAGUCUCAGGAUCUGCAGGCGCUGGACGCCCUGCAGAGAGCCAUGGGCCGGGUGCACAUGGCAAAAAUGAUCCAGUUCCUGAGGAUGCAGGUCCAGGAGGAGGCCAAGUGCCGGCUGGCCGCCAUCUCCCGCGGCCUGGAGCUGCUGAGCAUCCAGGGGAAGCUGUCCGGGCGGCAGAAGGAGGAGCUGCUGACCCGGCAGCACAAGGCCUUCUGGGAGGAGGCAGAGAGCUUCAGCAGGGAGUCUAUCCAGAGAGCCAAAGAGCUGGUCAAGGAGUCCCUGGCUCACCAGGCGGAGAGGACAGCAGUGCUCACGCUGGCUCAGGAAGAGGAGCGGAGGAGCUUCCUGGCUGAUUCCCGCCUGAACUCCGACCCCCAGGAGUUUCUCAAGGCUUUCCACAGGGUCCUGGAGAGGCAGAGGCUGAUGCGGAGUGACCUGGAGGAGGAGGAGGAGCUCAGAACCACAGAGGCCAUGGUCGCCCUCUGCCAGGAGCUGUACCGUGGCACCAUGGGCACUUUCCAGGAGUGCGUGGACACCCUGUUCCUGCAGACGCUGAGCGCACGCGGCCUGCCCAGGGCGGAGUGUGAGGCCCUGCGGCAGGAGGUGCAGGAGGACGCAGCGCGGCGGCUGGGCAGGUCCGAUCGCUUCCGGCGGCGGCAGUGGGGACUCCUGCAGGACCUCCUGGAGCGAGACCAGCAGGUGUGGAUGGAGGAGUGCGCGCUGUCCACGGUGCUGCAGACCCAGCUGCGGGACGACCACCAGAGCACCUUGCGGGGAGUCUUGGACCGCCUGGGCGGCCUCAGUGAAGAGUCCACGCGGGGCAUCCUGCAGGGCCACGAGCUGCUCCUGUGCUCCACCCUCCGGAGGCUGGCUCUCCGCGCCGGCGCCAUGGCCACCCUGGCCCAGAUGAGGCUGUCUGGGAAGAAGAACCUCCUGCAGGAGCUGCGGGAGCAGCAGGCGCUGGAGCAGGGCUCCUCCCACUGUCGGGACGGGCACCAGUGGCAGCUGCUCCAGGCCCUGGAGGCGCGUGUCCUGGAGGAGGCCGGCCGGCUGGAGGAGGAGGCACAGCAGACACGGCUGCAGCUCCAUCAGCAGCUGCUGGCCGAGGCCCAGGAAGCCGGGCAGCUCCUGCAGCGGCACUCGGAGCGGGCCCUCGGGCAGGCGCUGCUGGGGCACGCGAGGAAUGCGGCCACCAAGAGCCGGGCCAAGGACAGGGAGGAGCUCAGGAAGACGCUGGUGGAGACAGUGGUGGAGAGCGUCCACGUGACCAGCGCCAGCGUGGGCCACCUGGUGCAGGCCUAUUACCAGCAGGUGGGGAGGGUCAUGCAGGACCACGAGGAGAGGAAGCUGCAGCUCCUGAAGACCCUGCAGGGUGACAGAAUUGACGGCUACAAGCUGUGGAGAAAGCAAGAACUCGGCGACCCUGGACCCAGGAGCCACACAGCAGGCGCAGCUCCCGGAACCUCCCCAGCUGUCCACCAGAGGCUGCGGUCGCGGCAGAGGCGGUUCCUGGCCCAGCUGUCCACGCCCCAGCAGCUCCGCCUGGACGCGCAGAGGCAGAAGGCCAGGGCUCUGGACCAGCUGGAGGCCCAGCUGGAGGCGCAGCUGCAGGACGCGGAGCAGAGCUUCAUCUCUGAGCUGGCGGCCUUGGCCCGAGUGCCCCUUGCUGAGAACAAACCGCUCUCCAGGAAGCGCGGGCCGCCGGAGAAGCCUCUACGGACCAAAAGGAAGAAGCCUCUGCCUCAGGAGAGGGGGGACCCGGGGCUGCCCAGCGAUGGCGACCCUGCCUCAGGGGACCACGCCUCCGGAUCGCUCAGCCCAAGGCCGGGCCAGCAAGAAAGCGAGGCUGGUGACGGCGAGGACGCAAGGAGGCUGCUGAAGAGGAGGAGCAACCUGUAGUUGGAGGCAGCCCGCGGGCCUGGGCCUGGGCGUGCAGGGCCCACCCCCCACCACAGCCUGGGGACAUGGCCAUGCUGGGAGAGGACAGAGGAGGGUGCAGGCCUGCCCCCGACGGCCACACCUGAGAGGCCGGGGCCAGCCUCGGAGCACUCUUAGCCCGGGUGCCAACCCAUUCAACCCCUGCCCUGGGCGACCUCCCGAGGGUCACCCUGCCCUGGCCUUCUGUACCCAGCUCUACCCCAUGUCCAGAGGCUGCCAUAAGCUGAGCUCACCUGGGUACAGCCCUGGGCUCUGCUCCCCAGCUUCUCUGCCCCGUGCUGCCAGGUAGGGUCUCAGGCUUGCUGUGUUUCCUAGACCCAAGGUCACUGUCCCUGAUCCUCCACUCCCCCAGCCUACCCUUGGCUGCCACGGUAUUCCCAUCAGGAUCACUGAUGGGUAUUUUUGUCCAGCUCAGCACUGAGAACUGGUCAGCAAGGCAGAGCCUGAGUCUUGGACCAACGCCACCAUGCAGGCUGCUUCAGUCAGCUUUCCACUGCUGUGACUAAGGCACCUGCCAGAACAACUAGAUGGGAGGAAAAGUUCGUUUAAGGCGCUAGAUACAAAGUGUAUACCCCAAAGGCACCCCCCAGGGACCACCUCCUCCAGCCACCCCCCGCCAUCAAUUAGCACUCAGUCCCAUCGGGUGAUUACUUCACUGAUGUGGUUAAGACUCACCGCCCGGUCACUUCUCCUCCGAACCUCCUUGCAUUGUCUCACACGGGAGCUUCCGGGGCACCUCACAUCCAAACCAUAACACAGACCAUGGAGUCCUGGUCCCUAGUCCUGUCCUGACCCACCUGGGCCCAGUGACCCACAGACGCAUGUCCACCACAGCAGGCCUCUUCUUCAGAGCACAGGGAAGCACACAGUAGGAGGCCGUGCCCAGCCCGGGCUUCACGGGGGAGGGCGAGUCCUUCUACCAGACAGAGCCCCUCCAAGAAGUGUCGCUGGGGGCACCUGCCUCUCCUGAUGGAUGGUAAGAACUUCCAGAAGCUUCCAGACCAGCCACAUGUACACCACCACCAGGGGAGGCCCUUCCCUCCCAGAGAGAAGGCUGCUCUUGGGAGAUUCCCGCCUCAGCACUGUGGAGACUGGUGAGAUCAUCCCUUGGAAGAUGGGGUCACUUAUCUCAGACCCGAACCAAAACCAGGGUGCCUGGGGGCAUGAGCUCCUGCUGGCCCAUCAAGGGAGAGCUGUCCGUCACAGGCUGUGCAGCAGGAGCCCGGGGGUACUCAGUGCUACCGACCAACAACCAGCUCGCUGGGAGCCUCUGUGACUGAAGAACUUGGUUCUCAAAUGGCGCCCAUGAGCUCCACCUGUUCAAAGCUCCCAGGACCUUGGCCUCCCUGGGUGUGUCUGUGACCUUCCUAACAGGUGCACCCCAGAUCUCAGUCCUGAGUAAACCCAUGGAUGUGGA
Sciurus carolinensis (gray squirrel) is the source of this 4429-nucleotide messenger RNA. It is a transcript of the gene Evc, whose product is annotated as EvC ciliary complex subunit 1. Bases 1 to 2973 code for a protein of 990 amino acids. The record is from RefSeq and is a predicted model, not a curated record. Lineage: Eukaryota; Metazoa; Chordata; Mammalia; Rodentia; Sciuridae. Gene Ontology annotation, biological process: smoothened signaling pathway. The transcript is spliced from 21 exons.